GCCACACACUCCUCCUGAUUCCUUCCCCCUUCCCUCCCGCGGCCGGCGAUGGCCGCCUCCCGCCGCCUGGCGCGGAAGCUCCCCUCCAUCAUCUCCAAGCACCAGCGCCUCAUCUCGCCGGAGAUCGAAACCCUGGAGGAGACCCCCGAAAUCUCCACCUCGCCCGCCUCCAUCCCCCUCGACCCCUCCCUGCCGCUCCUCCCGCUCGCCGUCUCCCACCUCUCGCCGCCGAGCCCCCUCCCGUCGCUCCCCUCCGCGCACGCCUCCUCCCCGGAGGCGCUCCUCCGCCUCCUGCGCCGCGCGCGGCACCACCCGCGGCUCGCGCCGCUCGACCUCCACCUCCUCCUCGCAGCCGCCGACGCCUCCUCGGCCUUCCGCCCCGACCACCGGCUCACGAGCCUCCUCGCCGCGCGCCUCGCGGCCUCCCGCCGCCUCCCCUCGCUGCGGCGCCUCCUCCAGCUCGUCCUCUCCCGCCCCUGCCCCUGCGCCGACGACUCCAUCUUCGCCUGCCCCGACCUCCUCCCGACCUUCCGCAAGGCCAUCCUCGCCUUCGCCACCUCCGGCGACAUCCCCGCGGCGUCUGAGGCCCUCGCGUCCCUCCGCCGUGCCGCGGACUCGCCCCUCCCCGCCGAGUUCUACAACAUCAUCCUCCACGCCCUGGCCCGUCUCCACCGCCACAACGACGCCAUCCGCUUCUACGGCGAGAUGACCAGCGUCCACCGCGUCGUCCCGGAUGCCUACACCUUCAACAUACUCAUCAACAGCUCCUGCCGUGUCGAAGGCGUCGAUUCCGCCAUGCGGUGGUUUGAGGAGAUGCGGCACCGGAGCUGUGCGCCGACUGGUGUGAGCUUCAAUACUCUUAUGCGCGGGUUCUUCAGAGAGGGCAGGUACAAGGAAGGCCUUAAGGUUGCUCACGAGAUGCUGCAGCUUGGGUCCGGGCUGUCGGUUGCUUCCAUGCAGAUUUUGAUCGGUGGGCUGUGCCGUGGAGGCGAGGCUUUGAAGGCAGCAGAGGUGUUUCAGGAGUUUUUGGUGGAUGCAGUGGUGCCGGAAGGGUUUGAUUGCUUGGAUCUUGUUGAAUCUCUGUGCCAUGUUGGGAGGGUAGACAAAGCAGUGGAAGUGGUGGAGUUGGUAUUGGAGAGGAACAUGGCAUCCUGCUUGAGUGUCCCUGCUGGCGUAACGGUUCUGGAUUGCUUGAUGAAGGCGGGGAAGCUGGAUGAUGUGUGCCGGUUGAUGGGAAGGAUGGUUGGGGAGGGGAUUGUACCAGAUACCAUUUCUUGUAACUUUAUCUUCGAGGCACUUUGUGAAGCUGGGCGGACUUCUAAUGCAAACAAGCUGAGGAUUCUGGCUAAGGAGAAAGGUUUUCAGGCUGAUGGUGUGACUUAUAGCAUGCUGGUGCAGGGGUUUGGUAGACAGGGAAGGGUGAAGGAAGGCGAGGCUGUGUUGGAUGAAAUGCUUGAUUUAGGGUUUAUACCUAACAUUGUGGCUUACAAUAGGCUUCUUGAUAGCUUACACGUGCGGAGAUCUUUGCAAUAACAAGUGAACUCCUGUAGACAUGUGUAUGCUCCAAACAUCUUUUGGCCACAUGGAAGCAUGAAACUGCAAGAUGUCAGAGAGUUGGUGCUUAGAAUUCAUGUGCAGAGUCUUUUCGAGGAACAUAAAACAAAACAAGGGAUAGUCGGAUAGAUGUCAGUUGAGACGAGCGGUGGUCAUAAUUGCACUGACAGAAGUUGCGAAAUUCCAGUGAUUCAAAUGAGGUUUGAAGGCCUCCCUGUUUGAACUGUACAGGAUCAUGUUUUUGUAUAGCAUUUUCCUUAUAUCUCUCAGACCAAGUGGUACUAAGAUCUUGUUGAUAGAAAAUGCCUUGUGCCAUCUGGUGAUUUGACAUCUGUACAGUUAGCGGGGCUGAAUGAUUA
Messenger RNA from Triticum aestivum (bread wheat), 1913 nucleotides. Its product is annotated as pentatricopeptide repeat-containing protein At2g36240. Gene Ontology annotation, molecular function: protein binding. The record is from RefSeq and is a predicted model, not a curated record. The coding region runs from base 49 to 1533 and encodes 494 amino acids. Lineage: Eukaryota; Viridiplantae; Streptophyta; Magnoliopsida; Poales; Poaceae. The transcript has 2 exons.